AUGCUUCCUCUGUUAGAAUUAAGCCUCCCAUGUGCAGGUCUUGAGUUAACUCCACCUUUAUCAUCCACUUGGUGUGUUCUGUACCCCCUACACUCAGACACAGACCAGGUGUACAGUCUGUGUGUCCAUCACAAAACACACACUGUAUUUUCAGCCACUCUGCAGGUGCAUGGCUACAUAUAAGAUUGAUCUCCACUUUACUGAGGUAAGAUAGAUUCUCUGUGUCCUGGUGUUUCACUAAUAAUUAUGGAUUCAGCUAUUAUUUACCUUUAAUUUCUGACCAUCUGCUUUCGCCAAGAAGACCCCUCAAGUAGCAGGUAACGUAUGCUGGCUGAGAAUGCUGUGAGUUGAAGCCCAACCACAUUCUGCAAGAAGCGAUGUCCUGCCUUCAGUAGUUUUUGUGUCUGUAUACCACAAUAUAGUAUAUAGUUAUAUAAAUACAUAUUUUUCUUUGUACAUAUUCCAACACAGUUUAAUGUUUUCACUAAAAUGGUUUACAAACAGUCAAGCAGCCUUGCAUAAAAAAAUUAUUUUAUUCAUUUACAAAAAUUGUAAAUAUCUUAAUUUGUAUUUAUAUUUACAUUUAUCUUUUAUCAUUGCUAGAUGUCAUAAAAUGUUUGAUAAUUUGUAAUUUUAUUUUACUAUAGCUAGCCUAUGGAUACACUGAAUGUAAAUGGACAAAAUAUGGAACACUUGAAAUCAGAGUGUAACGAAUGGAGCAAGUCUCUCAAUUAAAUACACAAAGAAAUUCACCAUAUAGAUUUAGUUACUGCGAAAUUGUUGCACUUUUUUUGUGAUUUGUGUUACACGUGGGCCGACCUCUCUAAGUUUCACAAUUUGUAUGAUUUUUCCACCAAGUUCAGGAAAAAAAUAAAGAAUGCAGAAAGCAUAGUGGGGGGUGGGGGAAGGGGGUCAUCUGAUUUUAUUUGCUGGCAAUAAAUGGACAAAUAAAUUAUAACAUUGACCCAGAAAAAAAAGAUAUUAGGAAGGCCCUGCUCAAACUACCUAACAAAAUUAUGCAACCAGGCAAAAAUAGCCAGCUCAUUAAGGGUUAACCUCUAAGUAACGAAAUAGCCAGCUCGGUAAGGGUUAAGCUCUAAGUAACAAAAUAGCCAGCUCAGUAAGGGUUAACCUCUAAAUAACAAAAUAGCCAGCUCAUUAAGGGUUAACCGCUAAGUAACAAAAUAGCCAGCCCAUUAAGGGUUAACCUCUAAAUAACAAAAUAGCAAGCUCAGUAAGGGUUAACCUCUAAAUAUCAAAAUAGCCAGCUCAUUAAGGGUUAACCUCUAAAUAACAAAAUAGCCAGCUCAUUAAGGGUUAACCGCUAAGUAACAAAAUAGCCAGCUCAGUAAGGUUUAUGGCAACCUUUUGGCCAAUAUAUCUUAUGUGAAAUACUUCUCCAUUUCAGGGAGAGACACAUGUUGUCACAAACUGACUACAAACUGGAGUUUAGAGAAUGACCUGCCUGAUUGCUCAACAAACCCCCAUGUGUCAUGUGACCUAAGAGCAUACACUGUGUAUGUGAUAUAUUAUAUAAUAUAAUAUGAUGUUUUGACUAUUUUGAAGAAAAAUAAAUGCUUUAAAAGUUUCACCCAAAAUAUAAAACUAAGGCCUAUAUUUUGUGUCCUGUUAAUUAAGGGGAUGUUUACAAUCUAACACUAUCUAUCUUUCUAUAGUUACCAACCAUCGAUGCCAUCGUUUAGCUCAGGUUCUGUUAUUGUGAAAUCUAAUACCUUUUACAGAUCAAUAGUUUGUCACAAGUCAUCGUAAAUAUAACUAAUUUCAGAAAUAAAUAAACAUUCUAUUAAUGUGAUUCAUUGGCCUUCCAACUAGUAUACGCUGGUAAAACAGCUACUACUAUUCAUACCAUCAUAACAGCCAAUCAGGUUGGGUCAUUUUAUUCUGUGAGAUGGUGCAAGGGGUCCCAAUAUAGACCUAUCCCUUUAUAAUGUAUGUCUUCCUGGUAGAUAGAAUUAGAUUAGAUAGAUUAAAUAUUACAUAAAAUAGAGACUUGCUGUGUGUCCUUUUUUCAGUUCUUUUCUACUAAGACAGUCGGUCAGGCCAUAACAGAACGCCCUCAGCUAACUGUUUAAUAUUCUGUGUAUUCUCCUAUAAGACAAGACGCAACCAACCAGCCCACAGUUGGAUCUCCGCAAAAAUCUCAUGAUGGGAAUAAUGAAAGGUCCAUUGUCGUAUUCACUGUGCUCUUCCAUUUAGAAAGGGAAGGCAUAUUUACUAAUUCCAAGAAAGCCUCGUCAGUAAAUAUAAUGAAAUGUAACUAUAUCCUGAGAUUCAUAUAAAGACAUCUAUGGUAUGGAACGUAUUAAACCUGUUAACAUCUCUCAGCAGAAAAUGAACACGUUCCUACUUUUACUUUGGAUUCUGCCAUUUGUAGAAGGUAAGCCUAUGGUUAGGAUUGUGGAAGAAAUCUUUCUUCAUUGUGUUAGAUUAUAUCAUGGGCUCUACAUAUACUGAUCCAGCCAUGACUCUUGUUUUAGAAAGAUAAGAAGCUGAUUUGAACUUGAUAUUAGCUAAGCCUAUUACUGCGGCUUGGAUGGCUGAAAUUGGCUGAGAGUGCUGGGGAUUGGUUCUCCAGGGGUGCUUCUAACCUUGUUAAUCUUGUUCAGGUUGGACAGAAUUGACAUCAAUGUGGAUUUGCUAAUCCCUCUUUAUCGUUGGGUGAGGCGGUGGUGGUUUUUGGGUGCCGGGGAUAGUUCACUCAAUGGUUUGACAUAAAUGUAUGUGAUAAAUGUGGGAUCUUAUCAUCAUCUUUAACAAGUAACCCCUCCUACCUACAGACCACAUGAGUAAAAGGGGUACUGCAUGCAUGUACAUCCGGCUGAGUGACAGAUGUACUGCUCAGCCCUACAAAUAGAUAUAAAUUAACAGCCCUGUCGAAGAGCUCUUGCAUUAGCUGAAUGCCAUGGAUGUAAUUUGCACAGCUCAUCUAAUGAUUGCAUUGUGUGUUCUGUGAACUCGGGCUCUACCGUACACCAGGGGGAAAACCAAAGAUGGCAGGGCAGAAAGAAAUCUCGGACUGUCCAGUCAAGUCUAGGGCUGCUGGGAAGUAUUCUCCCACAUACCCCACAUAAACCUCCACCACCUACCUGCUGUGUGGUCCUAUGCUAGUGGUGCUAAAAGUGCUAUUUGUUUCUUUUCCAUUUUUUAGGCCAAACUGUGACACUUACUACUACAUCCCAACCACCACAAACAUCAUUGGAAGGUGGAAAGUUGAAUAAUGACUCCACGACAGCUCACGGUAUGAAUUCUAAUAACAAACUGCAACAGACAAAACUUCCGUCAGAUGGCAUAACAAGCAUUAUCUAUGAUACAUUAACAGCCUUUUAUUGCCAAAUAAUCUUCUGUGAUUGACCAAACUGUUAAAAUAAAGCAGCAUUGAUCAUAGUUACUCACAGCUGAAGUCAUGCCAUCCUCUUUACAUAGUGACCAUAACGCUAAGCGACAUCACCAACCAAUCAGAAAAAGCUCCCAUGGACCGUGAUCAAAAUACAACAAUUCCCAUCGACAACAAGUCAACGAUAACUCCCACCAGAGGUAACAACUGAAAUUCCUUUAGAUAAUCAAUAUUUAUUGUGUUUGUUUAUUGUCUCCUUUAAAUAGUAAGUUUGGAUUCCAAUAAACUCCAACCCACAAACUGUGUAUGGAAGCCCUGUAAUGGAACACACUCACUUUAAAAACAAUUAUAUGUUUUUUAUAUUUCCAUCUGUUUAAUUGAGGCUUCAAAGAGAGCAAUAGAAGAACAUUGUUACAGAACAAUACGUAAAUAUCAGAGUCUCUAAACCCGAGAAAGAAACUUCAGUGGAUGGUAAUAACACAUAAAACCGACAUACAUUAUAAACUGCAGAACACCGAAUAGAUUGAGCCAAGUUAGAUACACAAAGAAAGUGGGGGGUAACCCCAAAUAAAGAAUAAAGAGAACAAGAAUGAUCUGAUCUGCAACUAUAUAUCUUUUUUAUUUUAUCUAGACGAUUUAUAUUUUUCUUUAUAGAUUUGUCUAGCAACUAUUUUAGACUUUUUGGUGUUUAUAUGGUAGCACGUAUUUGGGUCACAUAUUUGUUUUGCUCAAUAAACUUUUAUUAUUUUUGUUUUUAGUGGCUUUAUCUGACCUUUAUAGUAGGCUAUUUGUUGGCUAUCUUGAAUUUCGUUGAUGCUUAUAUUUUGCAUCAUGAAUUAGAUACACUUCAUCCUGUUCUCUUUAUACAUUAUAAACUGCUUACUUGUUGAUAUUGUGUUUAAUGUUAAAGUGUUCUUGGAGACUUUUAAAUUAUGAGUCGUUCCCUUUUAAAAUAAAAAGUGCCGUAUUUUACUAACCUAUUAUCCAAUCCAAUCUCUGGUCCAAUCCAGAGCUAUGAUGGAGGCGUAUAAUUGUAUGUUGGAUUCUAUUUUUCACACAUAACAAAUAUAUAUAUAUUUAGAUAUAGGGAUAAGGAAACACAUUUUAAGAAAUCAUUGUAAGUUGUAGUCGCCCUUUAAUUCACUCAUGUGAUGACCAUACAGUUUUAUGAACACACAGACAAGGUUGGGGUAUAAAAUGAUCUUUAUUUUGCUCCCGUUUUGGGGUGAAUCUCUCUGCUGAUUGCAGUGAAAUGAGCACAGCUUUGCACAGUUUAUGGUAAGAUAGCUAAACUGUAACUAAAGCUGGCGAUUGUGAAGGAAUACCCCAUCACUUUCGGCUCCUUUCGUUUGUUUGGAUUCCACAGAGACCAAUUAGAACGUGGAACAUUAUGUAUCUUGUAUGAAAACCGCAAACGAAAGAAUUAAUAGAAUGCUCCACUGGGUGGCCACAAUUUCGGGGGAAAUGGAUGGCGGCCAUUUUGUCUCCCGAAUGCUGGCAGCGGGACUUGGUCGUCGAGUACCUGGAAUUCAUUUCUGCCAGGCACUCCUGCAAACACCAGUCAAAAUGGUCCUACGGCCCGUUCCAGUUCUCCUAUACAAACGUCGUUCGAGAGUUACAGACUACCAAAGAUGGGGAACAGUCUACAUGAACCAGCUUUCCUCUACCUUGAUGACAGCACAGUCCUCUCUCCAGAUUACACACACAAUGAUCAGCUCUGCAUUAUAGGGCAUUGUACUGUACACUGGGAUGUGGUAAAUAGAGGUCCAUCUAGGCCAGUACUUAUACCUGUCUGGUGGUUUAGUGAUUGCAGUCAGAUUAUAUUCCCAACAAUUAAAUACAGCUGCUUGAGAUACCUGAGUUUCCUCCCUCCCAGGGCUCCAGCUUUUAAAGAUACCCACGCUUCCUUCCUUCCUUCCAUCUCUCCAGCUGCUUGAGAUACCAAAACUCCCUCCCUCUCAGGGAUCUAGCUGCAAGAGAUAUCCAAGCUUCGUCCCUCUCAGGGAUCCAGCUGCUCGAGAUACCCAAGCUUUGUCCCUCUCAGGGAUCCAGCUGCAAGAGAUAUCCAAGCUUUGUCCCUCUCAGGGAUCCAGCUGCUCGAGAUACCCAAGCUUUCUCCCUCUCAGGGCUCUCGCUGUUCGAGAUACCCAAGCUUCCUCCCUCUCAGGGCUCCUGCUGCUCAAUAUAUCCAAGCUUCCUCCCUCUCAGGGCUCCAGUUGCUCGAGAUAUCCAAGUUUCCUCCCUCUCAGGGCUUCUGCUGUUCGAGAUACCCAAGCUUCCUCCCUCCAAGGGCUCCAGCUGCUCAAGAUAUCCAAGCUUCCUCCCUCUCAGGGCUCCUGCUGCUCGAGAUAUCCAAGCUUCCUCCAGGGCUCCAGUUGCUCGAGAUAUCCAAGUUUCCUCCCUCUCAGGGCUCCAGCUGCUCAAGAUAUCCAAGCUUCCCCCCUCUCAGGGCUCCUGCUGCUCAAGAUAUCCAAGCUUCCCCCCUCUCAGGGCUCCUGCUGCUCGAGAUAUCCAAGCUUCCUCCCUCACAGGGCUCCCGCUGCUCAAGAUACCCAAGCUUCCCCCUCCCAGGACUCCACCUGCUUGAGAUACGGAAGCUUCCUCCCUCCCAGGACUCCACCUGCUUGAGAUACGGAAGCUUCCUCUCUCCCAUACACUGCCAGAACCUCACUUCCUGGACAAUAGCCCUAUAAGUCCCCCCUUGUAAUACUGAUCUUUAUAAAUAUACAAAAUGGGUAAACAAUAUAUUUUAUAAUUUAAUUUAAUAUGCUCCUUAUCACUUUAUUCUAAAUUUAGUCUUAAAUCAAUUCUUACUUUUAAUCUUAGGAAAAAUUAUAUUCUUAUUGUCCCCAAUCUAUCAGAGAUAUUCACUAAACUGUGUAUUUUGGGAAUUUGGAGGGAGGUUGCAUUUUAUCUCAGAAUACUUGAACUGGAAAAAUGAUUCAGGUAACAUUUAUUUUAAUGUUAGCUUCUUUGACCCAAAUGUAACAUUUAUUUUGAGUUCAUGAGACUACCGUGCAUUGAAUGUGUUCUCUGUAAGAGGUAAAAUAUUGCAUACAGGGUAUCACAAGAAAGAGGAGGACCUGAGAUUUAAUAGAGAAUGUUUUUUUUAAUACAAGAGGAGGAUGUUGUCAAGCAGCAAUGAGUAAUAGAUCAUUAUUCCUCUCCUACGAGUUAAGUGAUUUCACAAACCUGUUCUUUUUUUCCUUAACAGAUGUGUCAAAAAUCAAAGAUGAUCCAUUCUUCUACGGUGGGUGACAAUCUGUUUGGAAUAUGUUGUUACAGAGGUAGAGAUUUUACAGGGCACAGGGGCGGAAUCACUAAAAUCAAUCUGUAAAUUAUUUAACUAGAAGGAUACAUUUCGGGGGGUAUUGCUGCGAAAUAUGUCUUGGAGUGUAAAUGUAAUAAAUCCCGAUUAACUGAGAAUUAGCUUACUGACCUUAAAAGAUUGUAAGAUUAUGAUUUGCUAAAGCGAUUAUUUAAUAAACUGGGAAAAAUGGAGACUGGCCAGGAGAAUUGCAAAUCAUUUUUUCCUUUUUUGUUAAAUUAAUUUUGCACCGUACAUCUACUCUUUUCUCCCAAACUUCCGUGUUUGCCUCUUUACAUCAAAUUAAGUUGCGCAUGAUUUCAUCACUUUGUUUUAUGUUAAUUCAUCUGUUAGCUUUCUACAAUAGAACAACAAAUCUCAGGAACCCUUCCUGUGCCCGCAAGGCACUGUUUAUGAGGUAAAAGCUCAGCAGUGAAAGUUGGCUGAAUGUCAUAAUUAGAUGAGCCAUUUCCAGGUCUGAGCAGAGAUCCCUGUAGAAGCUAAAAAGCCUGGUGAUUUGCAGUAACAUAAAGAUUUCUUUAAAUACGAAUUUCUUUUUUAUUUUCUUUCAUUCUUAAUGUAUUGCUCUCAUACUUGAUUCAUUAAAGAGAUGAUAGUAUCCAGCUGAAAUGUCCCUUUAAUUAACACUAUGUUCAAACACUGAAGAGUUCUAGAGUAGCACUCUCCAAUAACUGGCUGUGAUCCCUCUACCGGGCUGCAAAUGAUGUAUUUGUCAUUCUGUUCAUUUUGGAGGUGGGUGUGAUUAAUCAAUGGAUUUUAAAGUGCAUCCCCAGCUGCCAAGCUCACCAUUAAUCUGCUGCCAUUCCUGUCCUACGAGGCUUUGUGCAUUGAGCAUGUCUCAUAAAUAAACAUUAUAAAUGAAUAUUGCAUAAACAAGCCAAAGGCAACAUGAAAGUAUCGAAAAAAAUAAGCAAUCAGAUAAAGGCAGUCUAUUAAAAUCACGUUAUUAACUAUUAAUGACGUGUUAGUAUACACAGCUCCAUCCCUUUGGUUUAACGCUACAUGAACUAUACGCUGCAAUUCAAACACCAUCUCUACUGCGUUCGUUUUGUCUCAAUAUGUUAAGAUUGUCCCCACCAAACUGAGCAAUGAAAGUGAGCUAUAAUGAUUAUUAUAUUAUGAUAUUCCAUCUCUAUAUUGCCCAGACAUUCAUAUCCACGCAUGAUCAGGAGAGGCGAUACAUGGCAUUAGACACAUAACAAAUGAUUCAGUAAUUUAUUGGAUAAGUUGUUCCUGUAAUAUUUGAUUUAAAAUUGUCUUAUUUACCUCUGUACAUUUUGAUUCCAUACAAACCUGGCAAUCUUUUCUCCUGAAGUCUUUGAAUGAGCUUUAAAGAAAACGAAAACUUUUUGCUUCCCUAUACAUUAUUUUGGUUCUUCUCCUAAAACUCUUUUAUAUUAUAAGAAUUCAACACAGUGCAGUGUUUUUUUUAAAAACCUUUUCCUUACUAGUUUGUCCAAUUAAAUCUAGCGUCACGUGGCCCUUUUGUGUUACUUCCCCUUCCUAUUUUUCUCUUUCAUGUCCAAAAGAACGUUCAUGUUUAAUUCUCCUACGUCUUCUGCUAUUUCAAAAUCUUUUCCUUUUUAAUAAUUCUUCUCUACACAUUUGUCCUUUACCCAAACUGCCUGCAUGUUGAAUACAUUGUCUGUACAAUUUUUGCUCUGCCUUAACAUUUGACUUUUGGGAAUGUUUUUAAGCCAGGCAGUAAAAUGACAGCCGUCACUUCCUAUGUACCCAAUCACAUACACUUUAAAAAGAAAAAAUGUUUUUUUUAUACUUUUAACUUAUCCUUUUCUAAAAAAUAUAUUGUGCUAAGGUGCAUGGAAUUGUCAGUGACGAUAUUUAUAUCUCUAUUUUUGAGAGAGGGUUAUGGUAUCCACCCCCCUCGGUUUUUAAUUAACUCUAAAACAAAAAGGAUGAAUCUGAAUUGACUCCAAACCUUGCUUGUCUAUAAUAGAGUAUUAGCAGUAACAUAAAUAAAUUUCUGGCUGAGUGAAGACAAAGACCAAAUGUGCAGAUUAUCUAGAGGUCGGUGAAUCCUAUGUUUUGUGAGUUUAACCUUAAGUCAGAAAGGGAUGUUGGUUUGUGCUCUGAUGGCCUAAGUUUUUUUUUUUUGCAUAUUAGUUUAAGUUGCCUGUUACAGCACAUUAUGGCAGAGACGAUACUGAGUGCUUUGUGACUCUCCAAGACUGUGGUUAAUAAAUACCUUGCGUGCUUUAUGUAAGGACUUGAGGCCUUGCAUGGCAGCAGGAUCACAAUAUCUAAAUCAAAAAAUAAAUAAUGAUGCAAGUUAGCAUAAAAACAGUUAUUAUGAUUAUAAUUAUUAGUUUAAAAAGCCCCAAAAUCCUUCAAUGACUAGACGGCCUCCGUCCACACAAAAACCUAAUAAUCAGUGCAUUUGUGAUAGAGAAUGAGGCUUGCACUCUAGUAGAUAUCCUCGCAAUGGGCCAUAAAUAGCUGGAUGGGAACCCCAUUACCGUUCUCCUCUCCAACAGGUAAAAAAAAAUCCCCUCAAAUGAAGAAAAAAUGAUCUAAAGUAACUAAAUGCUUGCUGUAAUAAAACUAGUCACAAUUAAUUUUACCUUCUGAUUCUAGAAAUUAUUUUACAGCAUUGCAUUCCAAUUUUUGUUUACGUUAUUAUGUAAACUUUCCAAAUCACUGCUAAUUUAUAAAUAUUCACCAUUACCCUCAAAUGUGCCCAACAUGCUAACAAGGUUCAUACUUUCCUUUAGAUAAGAUCUUGUAGUUAUGUUACCGGAAAACAUAGAAGAAGCCACACAUAGAGAUAUGGACACAGGUAUUCAGGAAAUAACAGAUCUUUUAUUUACACACCGAUCGGGUCUCAGAUGAACUCCUGUUCCAAAAAUAUCUGAGAGGCAGAAAGCAUGGUGCCGAGGCCUGUUAUUAGUAGCAUAUCCCCUCCCAUACAGUAUAACCCCUCCAAUAUUCCUCAGACCAAUCAGCACACAGGAUAUUCAGGAUCACCUUAUAUGGGCAGACCACAUGGCUUGUUGAAGACAAAGGAAUGUACUAUCCACUUCCACACAUGCUCAGUACACUGAUGGCUCAUCCAACUGUUUGUAAUCAGAUACUAAUUAGCAUAUGCCAUGUGGAGAUUUCGGCCUACUAAAUUUUGACAAUGCUGGAAUCCCAUCACAACUUUGUUAUAACAUUGUAAUUACUAAAAAAAGAAUUGAAAAGAUAUUUAUGCAAUUUGAGGAGUAAAUAAGAACUGGUACCUUAAAGCUGAUGUUUAUGUAUCCACAGUCUUUUUUAGUUAACAUCCCUUAAUCUUAUCACUAAGAUUAGCUUGGUUUGAUUGGAUGAUAAUCAUUAGCGGUUGUCACAGGUUCGGUUUGAUUGGAUGAUAACCAUUAGCGGUUGUCGCAGGUUUGGUUUGAUUGGAUGAUAACCAUUAGCGGUUGUUACAGGUUUGGUUUGAUUGGAUGAUAACCGUUAGCGGUUGUUACUGAUUUGGUUUGAUUGGAUGAUAACCAUUAGCGGUUGUUACAGGUUUGGUUUGAUUGAAUGAUAACCAUUAGCGGUUGUUACAGGUUUGGUUUGAUUGGAUGAUUACCAUUAGCGGUUGUUACAGGUUCGGUUUGAUUGGAUGAUAACCAUUAGCGGUUGUUACAGGUUUGGUUUGAUUGGAUGAUUACCAUUAGCGGUUGUUACAGGUUCGGUUUGAUUGGAUGAUAACCAUUAGCGGUUGUUACAGGUUUGGUUUGAUUGGAUGAUAACCAUUAGUUGUUACAGGUUUGGUUUGAUUGGAUGAUAACCAUUAGCGGUUGUUACAGGUUUGGUUUGAUUGGAUGAUAACCAUUAGCGGUUGUUACAGGUUUGGUUUGAUUGGAUGAUAACCAUUAGCGGUUGUUACAGGUUUGGUUUGAUUGGAUGAUAACCAUUAGCGGUUGUUACAGGUUUGGUUUGAUUGGAUGAUAACCAUUAGCGGUUGUUACAGGUUAGGUUUGAUUGGAUGAUAACCGUUAGCGGUUGUUACUGAUUUGGUUUUAUUGAAUGAUAACCAUUAGCGGUUGUUACAGGUUCAGUUUGAUUGGAUGAUAACCGUUUGCAGUUGUUACAGGUUUGGUUUGAUUGGAUUAUAAUCAUUAGCGGUUGUUACAGGUUUGGUUUGAUUGGAUGUUAACCAUUAGCGGUUGUUACAGGUUUGGUUUGAUUGGAUGAUAACCAUUAGCGGUUGUUACAGGUUUGGUUUGAUUGGAUGAUAACCAUUAGCGAUUGUUACAGGUUUGGUUUGAUUGGAUGAUAACCAUUAGCGAUUGCUACAGGUUUGGUUUGAUUGGAUGAUAACCAUUAGCGGUUGUUACAGGUUCAGUUUGAUUGGAUGAUAACCGUUUGCAGUUGUUACAGGUUUGGUUUGAUUGGAUUAUAAUCAUUAGCGGUUGUUACUGAUUUGGUUUGAUUGUAUGAAACCAUAAGCGGUUGUUACAGGUUUGGUUUGAUUGAAUGAUAACCAUUAGCAGUAGUUACAGGUUAGGUUUGAUUGGAUGAUGACCAUUAGCCUUUGUUCCACGUUUGGUUUGAUUGGAUGAUAACCAUUAGCGAUUGCUACAGGUUUGGUUUGAUUGGAUGAUAACCAUUAGCGGUUGUUACAGGUUCGGUUUGAUUAGAUGAUGACCAUCAUUAGCGGUUGUUACAGGUUUGGUUUGAUUAGAUGAUAACCAUUUGCAGUUGUUACAGGUUUGGUUUGAUUGGAUGAUGACUAUUAGCCUUUGUUCCAGGUUUGGUUUGAUUGGAUGAUAACCAUUAGCGGUUGUUACAGGUUCAGUUUGAUUAGAUGAUAACCAUUUGCAGUUGUUACAGGUUUGGUUUGAUUGGAUGAUAACCAUUAGCGGUUGUUACAGGUUUGGUUUGAUUGGACGAUAAUCGUUAUCGGUUGUUACUGAUUUGCUUUGAUUGGAGGAUAACCGUUUGCAGUUGUUACAGGUUUGGUUUGAUUGGAUGAUAACCAUUAGCGGUUGUUACUGAUUUGGUUUGAUUGGAUGAUAACCAUUAGCGGUUGUUACAGGUUUGGUUUGAUUGGAUGAUAACCAUUAGCGGUUGUUACAGGUUUGGUUUGAUUGGAUGAUAACCAUUAGCAGUUGUUACAGGUUUGGUUUGAUUGGAUGAUAACCGUUUGCAGUUGUUACAGGUUUGGUUUGAUUGGAUGAUAACCAUUAGCAUUACUGAGUUUUGAUUGUGAUAUCUGAUUUGGUUUGAUUGGAUGAUAACCAUUAGCGGUUGUUACAGGUUUGGUUUGAUUGAAUGAUAAGCCAUUAGCAGUUGUUACAGGUUUGGUUUGAUUGGAUGAUUACCAUUAAGCGGUUGUUACAGGUUCAGUUUGAUUGGAUGAUAACCGUUUGCAGUUGUUACAGGUUUGGUUUGAUUGGAUUAUAAUCAUUAGAGGUUGUUACUGAUUUGGUUUGAUUGUAUGAAACCAUAAGCGGUUGUUACAGGUUUGGUUUGAUUGAAUGAUAACCAUUAGCAGUAGUUACAGGUUAGGUUUGAUUGGAUGAUGACCAUUAGCCUUUGUUCCAGGUUUGGUUUGAUUGGAUGAUAACCAUUAGCGAUUGCUACAGGUUUGGUUUGAUUGGAUGAUAACCAUUAGCGGUUGUUACAGGUUCAGUUUGAUUGGAUGAUAACCGUUUGCAGUUGUUACAGGUUUGGUUUGAUUGGAUUAUAAUCAUUAGCGGUUGUUACUGAUUUGGUUUGAUUGUAUGAAACCAUAAGCGGUUGUUACAGGUUUGGUUUGAUUGAAUGAUAACCAUUAGCAGUAGUUACAGGUUAGGUUUGAUUGGAUGAUGACCAUUAGCCUUUGUUCCAGGUUUGGUUUGAUUGGAUGAUAACCAUUAGCGAUUGCUACAGGUUUGGUUUGAUUGGAUGAUAACCAUUAGCGGUUGUUACAGGUUCGGUUUGAUUAGAUGAUGACCAUCAUUAGCGGUUGUUACAGGUUUGGUUUGAUUAGAUGAUAACCAUUAGCAGUAGUUACAGGUUAGGUUUGAUUGGAUGAUGACCAUUAGCCUUUGUUCCAGGUUUGGUUUGAUUGGAUGAUAACCAUUAGCGGUUGUUACAGGUUCAGUUUGAUUGGAUGAUAACCAUUAGCGGUUGUUACAGGUUCAGUUUGAUUAGAUGAUAACCAUUUGCAGUUGUUACAGGUUUGGUUUGAUUGGAUGAUAACCAUUAGCGGUUGUUACAGGUUUGGUUUGAUUGGAUGAUAACCAUUAGCGGUUGUUACAGGUUUGGUUUGAUUGGAUGAUAACCGUUUGCAGUUGUUACAGGUUUGGUUUGAUUGGAUGAUAACCAUUAGCAGUUGUUACUGAUUUGUUUUGAUUGGAUGAUAAUCAUUAGUAGUUGUUACAGGUUUGGUUUGAUUGGAUGAUAACCAUUAGCGGUUGUUACAGGUUUGGUUUGAUUGGAUGAUAACCAUUAGCGGUUGUUACAGGUUUGGUUUGAUUGGAUGAUAAUCAUUAGCAGUUGUUGAACCAUUAGGAUGAUAACCAUUAGCGGUUGUUACAGGUUUGGUUUGAUUGGAUGUUAACCAUUAGCGGUUGUUACAGGUUCGGUUUGAUUGGAUGAUAACCAUUAGCGGUUGUUACAGGUUUGGUUUGAUUGGAUGAUAACCAUUAGCGAUUGUUACAGGUUUGGUUUGAUUGGAUGAUAACCAUUAGCGGUUGUUAUAGGUUCGGUUUGAUUGGAUGAUAACCGUUUGCAGUUGUUACAGGUUUGGUUUGAUUGGAUGAUAACCAUUAGCAGUUGUUACUGAUUUGUUUUGAUUGGAUGAUAAUCAUUAGUGGUUGUUACAGGUUUGGUUUGAUUGGAUGAUAACCAUUAGCGGUUGUUACAGGUUUGGUUUGAUUGGAUGAUAACCAUUAGCGGUUGUUACAGGUUUGGUUUGAUUGGAUGAUAAUCAUUAGCAGUUGUUGAACCAUUAGGAUGAUAACCAUUAGCGGUUGUUACAGGUUUGGUUUGAUUGGAUGUUAACCAUUAGCGGUUGUUACAGGUUUGGUUUGAUUGGAUGAUAACCAUUAGCGGUUGUGACAGGUUCGGUUUGAUUGGAUGAUAACCAUUAGCGGUUGUUACAGGUUUGGUUUGAUUGGAUGAUAACCGUUAGCGAUUGUUACAGGUUUGGUUUGAUUGGAUGAUAACCAUUAGCGGUUGUUACAGGUUCGGUUUGAUUGGAUGAUAACCAUUAGCGGUUGUUACAGGUUUGGUUUGAUUGGAUGAUAACCAUUAGCGGUUGUUACAGGUUCGGUUUGAUUGGAUGAUAACCAUUAGCGGUUGUUACAGGUUUGGUUUGAUUGGAUGAUAACCAUUAGCGGUUGUUACACGUUUGGUUUGGUUGGAUGAUAACCAUUAGCGAUUGUUACAGGUUUGGUUUGAUUGGAUGAUAACCAUUAGCGGUAGUUACAGGUUGGUUUGAUUGGAUGAUAACCAUUAGCGGUUGUUGUAGGUUCGGUUUGAUUGGAUGAUAACCAUUAGCGGUUGUUACAGGUUUGAUUUGAUUAGGUCAGUGAUUAGUGACAGUUAUUAAAAUUAUAGCUGAACAGAAUUGAGAUUUAGUUUCAAACAUGCCUUCAUUUUCACUACAGAAGAAAUCACAGAUUAGAUUUUAAUUUACCAUGCUAUGUAGGGUGACAGUAUAGCAAUGAAUACUUUGUAGAGACAAUGGGUUAAACAAAAUACACUUGUAAGCAUAAGCAUGACAUACAAAGCCUCUCACUAAUAAUUUAUAACUUGGUUUUCAUAUAACUACAGUUUCCUAUAACUACAGUUUUCCUAUAACAAGGGAAGAAAAGAAUGUGCUGCACAACAUCAUCUGCUUUAACAGACUUAAAGCCACCUUGUUCUGUUGCAUCCCCUCAGUCUGUUGAAUUAGAUGCACUUGUUAGGUGUGAUGUCAUCAACAAAGGUACACCAGAGGUAAAGCAGUGUAAAUUGACUAAACAGAGACACAACGAGGGGGAACAGAGUAAUGUAAACAGAUCGAUAUAUUGAGCGGUGGCUGAUAUGGUAAGGAAGGACAGAUCUUAUCAUGGCUCCCAGAAUUUCUUAAGGCUUCUAUAUACAUUAUUACAAUUCUUUUUUUAAACAUGAAUUCUGGAAUUGUGGAAACUGACCAGGGAAUUGUACAUUUUAUGCAAAAAUAGCCAAGGCGGAAACAGUUUAAACUUUUCUUUUCAAUCCAGCUAUUUCAACUCAAAAUGUAUGGAGCCCUGGAUAACUCCACGAUUCCUGAAUGAGGGAAUGAAUCUUUAGAGACUCCACAUAGAAGGAUAUGUCUGACUGAAGUUUUAGGACAUUGUCAUCUCUCGGAGCAAGCAAACAGAUGUAGCAGGAAUUGCUAAAUGCUAAUAUACCAUAUCCAUUUGUUUGUUUUUUUGCUGUAACUAUUGAUAUAACAUUCUGCUGCCAUUGCUUAUUCUUUGCAGAUUACCAAUGCCUGUCACACUGGGGCCUGGUGUUCGCGUUUAUUUUAUUUACUCUUGGCAUUAUUGUGCUUUUCAGUAAGUAUCUCCCAUCUCUUUAUGUAAGGAAGCAUGUUCUUUGUACAUCUAAGGCAAAUAAAUCACAUUAAUCCUGAGGUUUAUAUUCCAUUGAUUUGUAUUGUAUUAGCUCAUUGAAGACUUAGGGCAGGCAUAGGCACUCUAGAUUUUGUGAACUACAUCUCCCCUGAUCCUUUGCCAGCAUUAUGGCUGUAAGUGUAUUCUGGGAGAUGUAGUUCACAACAUCUGGAGUGCUGAUGGUUGCCUACUCCUAAAUCUAAACUGUAACAUGUGCUGAGACAACAAUAUGCCCGCGUAAUUUGCCAGGAAAUAAUAAAGGUGGAAAUAAAAGCCAAGACCACUGCAUUUCUAAAUUUCUCAAAUUGAAUUUUAAUAUUUUAUAACUCACUAUUUAGUUACCAGAUCCCUUAAGGCUAUGGUAACUAAAGCAAUUACUUUGUUCAUAAACUUCCAACCGAAAUUCAGGUAAAUGUGGUUUAUAAAUAUUUUCAGAGAUUAAUUUAAGAUUACUCAGUCGUUUACCCCUUCACUGCCUAGCACUUUCUGUUUAAAAAAUUAUUAGUAUAAUAUUUAAUUAAAACAAGGGGAGAAGAGAUGUUACAUAAUGAGACAUUUAUUAUUUUGUGUACAGAUUGCUUUUCUGACAAAUGUAAUAAUUACAAUGAUAUACAAUUUACACAGUUUUUAUUUUUUAUUCCUUUAUACACUAUAGGUUUUUGGUUGGAAUGAAAACCUUUAGACAAUAUACUGUAACUCUUAUAUUGUAAUAUUUGCACAAGGUCUGAAAUGUUAAUAUAAAAGCACAAUUCCUAAUACAGUAGGGUUGUCAAAAAAAGAUAAAUAAAUAGUCAAACAGCCCACUGAUCAAUGUUUGUAAUGACUCCAAAGGCAAUACUAGCAGUCAGGUAACGGAAAUGGCAACAGAAUGCAAAAUGAAUGACUUCAUACAGUAAGUCAGUUAACUCAUAUUUCUAAAAUAAAGGUAUUUAAAAAGGGAAAUGGCAAUCUUUAUCAAUCUCUGCAAUUCUAGUGUAAUGCUAACAGUAAAAUGGUGUAACCCACUAACUCCCCCUGAACUUUAGGAAUGGUAUAACCCAUUGAAACGUCCUUUACUGUUUGGAAGGAGAGUUGACAUUUUCAGCAUACUUUCAGGCAUUAAAUGGGCGAAUAGGGUUUUCUGGCAGAGAAAUGUGUUCUACAUCAUCGCUCUCAUGAAUGCUGAAGUAAAGGUGUAAAUAAAUAAUUACUUCACAGCUUAGUCUUUGGUCCACAGCAGAUCUGUGUAAAGCACUCUGUAUAAUUUGCGGUAUGGUAUGGUUUGACUAAAACCAUAUAUUGGGUAUGAUAUUAUAAAAACAUUUGAUUUCUGUUCAGUGUCACAAAAGAGCAAUACUUGAGUUGAAAAAUCCCAAAACAAAAUAUGUAUUUUAUGUCUAGAUAUUCUAUAUUCUAUAUGUAAACGUAAUAGGGGACAGCCCAGCCGUGGGCUUCAUUCAUGCCAUUAACUGGAAUUGGUUGAAGAAUAUAUGUGCUCUUUAACAGUGAUAUUUAGAGGUGAUUGUUGGAGGAAAGAACUAAAAAAAAUCCAUACAAAGCAGGAAAAAUUAGAGCUCGCAUCCAUUUUAGGGAUAUAAAAUAUAUGUGUGGGUUUAUGUCUUUCCUUUUAAUAUACAGAAAUCAGAGUGGGAGGUGGGGCUGUAUGUGAAUAAUCUCCUUAUUAGAUCUUAUUCAAGUGGGGGAGUGUUGGGGUAAAUAUUAUGUAUCUAUCUGUUUAAUAUGUGCUUGAUUAAGUCUGUGUGUAUGGGAGAUCAGGAAUUAUCUUCAAAGGGAGUUUCUGUUUAGAUAGUUGGAAAGAUACAGCACCUGAAAGGCACCACUACAUCCUUGGGAAAGUUUAUCACAUUUACAUAUUAACUGGUCUUCAAAGGAGUUUAGUGAAGCAGUGCUCCCUCUAAGAUGAAUUCAUUGAGAAUGGAAGAAGGAAUCCGUUUUUAUUGCUUUCACGGCUUCACGUCGCCCCUCAGACAAAACGUUGCCUUUACAUUGAUUUUGCUGCAGUAAUUAUUUAUCAUUGCCGUUCUCAGCAGAAAGUCUGUGGCGCUGUAAUAAGUCACCGUAAUAAAGCAGAAAAUAAAUGCAUUUACUAGACGGGAUAGCACCAAGUCUUUCUUCUUCUUACAGCUUGUUCACUAAUCUAUUUCACUUUGCAGGCGAUAGAUGUAACCAAUGUUCCUGCAGAAGGAGACAAAAGCGGUAAGCAGUCAUUGUCAGAUUGUUGUAAAAAGAAAAUAUUCUGAGAAAGAGGUCUACUACCAAGAGACUCAAUGCAACUGCUGCUUAAUGUCUGCAUUGCAAGAGUCAUCUUGUUGGAGACACAGAAAUUUACACCGAGGGGUACAUUGCAAACCCAGCUUCCAUAACCAAUCAAUAGAACGUUAUGAUUAUUGUGCAACAGUAAGCAGUGUGAUGACGAUUUAUGUCACUGUCACAAAAAUUGUGAUUGUUUUAAAUCUGCCCCUAAAACAUGAUUUGUUUGUUAAUCUUCCGAUAUCAAGUUUGAGAGGCAGAUGUCAUAAGGUUAGCGAGACAGUAAUUGGCGACUUCACAUGGGUUUCAAUGACAUCACAGGCCGACGUGUGUUUAUUACUGUGUUAGGGAUGUGUUUGUGUGUCUUUUUUGAUCACGGAGCAAACACUUAACAUAUAUUUUUGGGUGAAUUGUUAGAAAAGCAUUUCAAAGUGUUGGAUUCCAUAUCAAGGCUUCUCACUAAAGUCAGAAUUGUCAGGUAUUCAUAGAGAAAUUCAGAUUAAGGCCAACAUGGCUGACACAGCAAUUAUUACCUUAAAUUUUAAAUUCACUUUGAAUUCACUGUGAAUUCCCCACAUGUCUCACCUUUGUAAAUAACCCAGUGUGAGUCGGAAAUUACAAUGUCACAAACUCCUCUUCGGCAGGGUCACAAAGAGUUACACAUGAAGUGUAGGGUACUUUCUUAGCAAUCCGAUAAUGGUAAAAGUGAUGUCUAAAAGUAUUAAUGGGACUGUGACCGCUUUGACAUCAUUUACCGCUCAGCGACGGCCAUUACAUUUUCGAUAAAAAUUGGACACGAGAUUGUAAUUCCAUCAUUGUUAAAGUUAUUCAUCAAAACUUGAAAUGCUGGGAAUUCAAAUUGAAAAAGUGAUUUUCCUGCUUUAGAUGUCAGUGGUCAAACUGGAAAAUUGUAGUCAGAUAUGUUUUCAGUUUGGCUUUUUGAAAUAAUAUUUGAAAUUCACUUUGAAUUUCUGACAAUUCAGUAUUUAGCGAUUAAUCCUGUGUCUGUACGUUAGAAAGUAUGAAAGUGGAGCAAGGGGUGGGUGGAUACGGAAAGUCCCACGUGACGGUCCGUGGGUUUAAUGGCAUGUUCGUGCUACACUUACUGGAAAUGGUAGGACAUCGGUUGGGGUUUGGGACUGUCCUGCCAGAAACCGGUCUGUUGGAAAAUACCUGCAUGCAUACAUCUUUUUUAAACCUUACCUCAUCAUGCUAUUAAUUCAGAGAUGCCUUCAGAAAACUCAUCUCUACAGGCAAGCUUGGCUUAUCUCGGGCUUCGUUUGUUAAACCUGUGUCUCCUAACAGAAUGAAUCCAUUUCACUCUCUCCCUUCACACCACACAGCUUACAGUCACACUAUUUCUUCUAUUAGAUCAGAUACUGGCUUUAUUCCUGGUGAUCUCAUCCCCCAUGGUCUUAUAACUCACUUCCUCUAGACUGUAAGCUCACAUGACCCGGCUCUCAGUAAUCUCCAUAAUACGAUCUCAGGAAAGCAUACCUUACCUGACAAAUCUAAGCAGUUGUAUUAUGUGUGCUGCUGUCUGGAAAUGCCAUGGACAACAAAGAUUGGAUUUCUUUUAUCACUAACCAUUUUUUUUCUUAUUUUUCAGGAAAUAUAACAUAACAGGUGUAUAGCUGAAAGUUGCCCGAAAAGCCAUUUUUUAACACUGACAUCAAAUAUGCCACGGAAAUAGCCAAGAAUAGUCUGUGUUUGAAGUAUUUUAGUUUUUAAACAGAUCUUUCUAAUAAAAUAAUAGACAUACGUUUCUCGUUUUCUGUGUUGGUCGGUGUAAAUUAGAAAGACAAAUAUCGCCAUCUGCUGUCCAUGGGAGGCCAUGAUACUGACUUUACUAAACCGUUCAAGACCUUGGGACUAUUUGUUUAUCACUAUAGUUAUAUAGUCUUGAAAUUUAUGUUUGCCAAAUUAGUGGAUCAGUUAUACAGAAAAGGAAU
This is a messenger RNA of Pelobates cultripes (western spadefoot toad), 19446 nucleotides long. The record is from the annotation of a GenBank genome assembly. NCBI's taxonomy places the organism in Eukaryota, Metazoa, Chordata, Amphibia, Anura, Pelobatidae.